AUGGGCAGGUCAUGUGGUAAGAUCAGAAGAAGAGAGAGCGUUAAAGACAUUGUUUUUGAGCGACCAGACGAUAGAAGACCAGUAGGUCAUUCCAGAAAAAGAUGGAAGGCUAAUGUUGAAGUCGAUUUACCUAGGUUUGGCUUACAACAAUGGUACGCCGCUAAAUCUCUUCGAGACAGAAGAUCAUCCCGGGAGCAGUACGUGGCUAGAAAGCGCUAUCGUCGCUCGGACGUUGGCCGUCGCGUCCCGUCAUUUUCUUCCUCCCCCCUAUUCAUUGCCACUCCGUUCCGUGGAUUGCGUUCGUGGUGGCGCGGCGUUUCAACCGACCCGACCACAUUUUCACUCAGUUCGCCAUCAACCAUCAACAGUCGAGUGUACCGCGCAAAAGUGUCCCUCUUUGGCCGGUUUUACUCUUUCUGGUGGCUCAAAGCUCAAAAUCAACUCUUGAUCCCCCCUUGUGUUCGACUCUUUCGACAUGAUCGGUGUUGGACUCACUUUAUUUUGUGUAUCUACAGAGUGGGAUGGCUUAAUUCAAUUACCUCAUUAAUUGAUGAUGUUCUGUGGAUAUAUCAGUGCAAGAAUAUAGAAAGACUUCGAAAUAGUUAUAAAGAUCACUUACAUGGAUAUACCAAAACCUUCCAGCAGAAAAAGAAAGAAUCAUCGUAUUCGUAGUAAAGUGCCUAAAUUCUAUAUUGGUAAGUACGUAAAUUUAUAAAAUCGCAAAGAUCGGCAAAUCCAGAAAGACAAAUCAUAAGGAAAGUGGCAAUAAUUUUAAAAUCUAUCGUGCAAGUAAUAGGUAUUUAUGAUAUAAGUGUUAAACUUACUUUUUAACACGCAUAUCAUACAUUAUUUUUUCUACAAACGUAAUUACAGGACAAUAUCUACAAAAACUUUUACUUGAACUUGAC
This is a messenger RNA of Diabrotica virgifera virgifera (western corn rootworm), 908 nucleotides long. RefSeq lists its product as uncharacterized. Bases 1 to 672 code for a protein of 223 amino acids. The transcript has 6 exons. The record is from RefSeq and is a predicted model, not a curated record. NCBI's taxonomy places the organism in Eukaryota, Metazoa, Arthropoda, Insecta, Coleoptera, Chrysomelidae.